This is a messenger RNA of Penicillium daleae, 1227 nucleotides long. RefSeq lists its product as uncharacterized. The transcript has 2 exons. Lineage: Eukaryota; Fungi; Ascomycota; Eurotiomycetes; Eurotiales; Aspergillaceae. The coding region runs from base 1 to 1227 and encodes 408 amino acids. The record is from RefSeq and is a predicted model, not a curated record.
AUGCGCGCUUCUUCUGGCGGCCCUUUCCCAGGAUGUUUCCACCAGGGGCCGCGUCCAUCACAAGCGACUCCGCAGGCCAAUCCUCCUGGUUCUCAGCCACGUGCCCGAGCAGUUCCGCUGCCCAAUCCCGACUGCGUUGUUUGCUGUCGACCAAUCGAACCGUCGAACCGUGAGAAAGAAACAUGGAAGAGCUUCUAUCAGCCGCUGGGUUUCGACACGAAAACUGGGGAGCUUCUAGCUGCUCAGCGGUACCAGCCAGGAUGUAGCCAAGUACAUAUGCACUCCUGCUGUUGGGAGGUCGCGCAGAAUGUUACGGACUUCAUGCCCCUGAACCAGACUUCCCUGAUGGACUUUGCUCGCCAUCUUCUUAACCUCAAACCCUUUGCCACCCAAACCCCUUUCGAUUGUGAGACGAAUGACGUUGAUCAUGAGCUAUGGGCAGAGACGCAGCACAACCCCGAGAGUGACACGAAUGCUGAUCACGAAUGCCGGGGGAUCCUGUCUUCCGCGGCCUUCAAGAAGAUUACCCGUUGGCUGAAGCAGAACCCACUGACUGCCAAUGUUGACGAUGUUCAAAAGAUUGACAAGUGUCUGGCAUAUUGUAUUUCGAGGGGAAUGCCGUAUGCCCUGGCUUCCGACAAAGACAUGAAUAUCAGGCCCAACCUCAUGAGAGCGUUGCAGAAUCUGCAGACAAGCGACGCAUCUCGUUUUCCAAAAACUUACAACCUAAGAGUGGCAUGGGACAAUAUUCAGAGCGCGCUUGAUGCUAUGAAGAGCUCACCGUUGCCACGAGUCUUGAGGCCUAUCCCUGAAUUGAAUGCGUCUCGAAGAAUUAUCAAGUUCUGCAUCCCGACAGAGAAAUGUCACCGAUUGACAUUUUCUUUCAUCAGAAUGCAGAUCAAACCAUCCGGCCUGCAACCUUCUAUGAUUAUUUCGGGAUUCGGUUAUGACGGGAAGGGCCUGGGAUGCUGGGGAGAGAACCAUAUCCUUAGAGUUCAAGCCCUGAAGGGGCUGCAUCUGGCUCGAGACAGUUUCGCUGGCUUUACAGCAAUUCGCGUCAAGAACAAUGAGAAAUGGAGUGAAUGGUUUGGCACACCUAGAGAUGGUGUUGACGACCUUGAGCUUGAGUGGGAAACCAAGAAAAACUUGAUCCUUCAUUUCGAUAAAACGCUCAAUCGAAUUACGGGUGCUGGUAUCAAGUCUCGGGUGUCCGACCUGCCUCUUUAG